GCCCCCAGGAGUUUGGUAAUACAGCACUUCAUGUCUGGUAUUAGAGUCAAAGAUUUGUAGCCAAGCAAAAACCCAAGACACACAAAUGGGUGACAAACAGUCCUGAACUCCCCUAAGGGCAAACCCUGUGCUGUGGUUGCAAAUGUUAUUAGAUCUUGUUGCCUAGCACCUCAACUAAUCUGUAUUUCUGUGUAAGAUCCACCCCCCACUGUAUGCAAACUGCACCGGAGCACAGAGAGAGUUACUGGGCCAAAGGAAGAGGACAGAGACAAAGUGAAGACGCUUAGUUUCGACAUAGCUGCCAAUCUAAUCCAGCCUUGCAGUUGGUAUUGACCUCUCAGCCUGCAGUGUGCCAUUCAAGCAUGUCUACAGAGUUGGAGCUGCCCUUCCGGCUGGACACGCAACUAACGGAGGUGAUGCGCCUGCGGGUACAGUCUCUGCAGCAGCGAGGCCAGAAGAGGCAGGACGGUGAACGCCUGCUGCUUCCCAACGAGGCUGUGUACCGACUGGACUUCUCCAAACAGUCCCUUCGAUUCUCGCGGUGGAUGGUGCAGCUGGCCCAGACGGGACGCCUCACCGUCACAGCCACCUCGCAGCUUUGGACGCCCGACCUCACCAACCUGAUGACACGUCAGCUGCUGGAGCCCGUCGGGGUUUUCUGGAGGGCGGCGGGCGACUCGCCCGUCCAGUGCUACGAGGCUGACGCACACGAGUUUGGUGAGAGGAUCGCAGAGUUGGCUAAGGUAAGGAAGGUGAUGUACUUCCUAUUUGCAUUUGCAGAUGGCUGCAGCCCUGAGACUGUCGACUGCUCCAUCACCUUCACAGUGGACACUUGAGACUUUAAAAUUGGACGUAGGUUACUUGCUACAAACUCCUCUUCUGUGCGUGUGUGCGUUUAGUUAAUUUUGGGUUAAACCUGCUUUUUUGGAUCUGUCCUAAGAGAAAGCCUACUAUAUUACAUUAUCUGACAACCUCUACAAAAGAUAUAACUUGCUUCUUUGUAUUCUAUGACGUUAGUAAUUGUUAAAUACAAAUAA
Etheostoma spectabile (orangethroat darter) is the source of this 1037-nucleotide messenger RNA. RefSeq names its product olfactory marker protein b (gene ompb). Gene Ontology annotation, biological process: sensory perception of smell; signal transduction. The transcript has a single exon. Bases 363 to 836 code for a protein of 157 amino acids. The record is from RefSeq and is a predicted model, not a curated record. Lineage: Eukaryota; Metazoa; Chordata; Actinopteri; Perciformes; Percidae.